UUCCAAAUUUUAAACGGAAACGGCCACUCGAAAAAAUUAUAUAUAAAUGUGUUUUCACAAUUAGUGAGGUUGUGGUUAUCCAAAAGCUGAAAAUGACUCCAUUUAAAUUAAUUUUUUUAAUACCAAUAUUGGUAAAUAUCAAUUAUACGUAUGCUGACGAUACUAUAGUUGAAAUUGAGUCAGGAAAAAUCAAAGGACAUAUUCUAAAAAGUGAAAAUGGUAAGGACUAUUAUGCUUUCCAAGAAAUACCCUACGCAGCCAAACCAAUAGGUGAAAAUCGAUUCCAACCUCCUAAAGCUCCAGAGCCGUGGUCAGAUAUUUUAGAAACGACAAACAACACAAAAAUCUGUUACCAAUAUAAAAGGGAAGACGCGAGUUUGGAAAUUAGCGAAGAUUGUUUGUAUAUUAAUGUUUAUACACCCCAAAAACCAACUGACGCUAAAGUUUUACCAGUACUGCUUUGGAUCCACGGUGGUGGAUUUGUAAAUGGAUCCAGUACUUUCGAAUACUAUGGACCUAAAUAUCUCAUGGACUAUGGCGUGGUGGUUGUUACCUUCAAUUAUCGUUUAGGAGCUUUCGGAUUCGUUGGUACUGAUGAUGGUGUGAUUCCGGCUAAUUUGGGUCUAAAAGAUCAAUUGUUCGCUAUGCAAUGGGUUAACAGGAAUAUUAAAGCCUUCAGUGGUAAUCCUUAUCAAGUUGUUUUAGUUGGAGAAAGCGCCGGAUCGAUUUCUGUCGGCUAUCACCUUUUAGGACCUUACGUUAACGAUACAAAAAUAUUCCACGCUGCCAUAAUGCAAAGCGGAAGUCCAGUUGGUAGUGAAUUGAGAACACAGAACAUUACAAAUGAAGCUUACAAGCUUGCAAAAGCUCUAGACCCAACUUUUAAUUCCACCGAUUCGAGCGACAUCUUGAAAUUGCUCCAAAGCGCCAGUGCCGAAGAUAUUUUACAUUCGGAAGUUACUGGUGCUGUGGUAUUAGAACAAGACGGACCGUUCUCCUAUCAAGCUUUCCCUUCCUUCUUAAACCAAAAUUAUAAGAAAAUUCCUGUUAUGAUAGGUUUCAAUUCGGAAGAAUGGGCGUUUUUAGUUUGGGGUCGAAAUAAAACUCAGUACGGAAAAUUUGACGAAGAUCCUAGUUUAUUGGUUGAUCCGUUGAUAAACAUGUCGUCGGAAAAUCGAACGAUUGCUGGUAAUUUAUUAAGACAACUUUACACUGGCAACACGACUUUUGACGAAAAUUAUGGAGGCUUUAUCAGAUAUGUCAGUGAUCAUAUGUUCACUACAGCCACGUGUAAGCAAGUUGAGUUAGCCUCCCCCGAGGCUCCCUAUUAUUUAUAUCAAUUUUCUUACAAGGGUGAAUUAGGAGGGCAGAUGUCACUGUUGUCUGUAUUACCACCAGGCACCGGUACAGUAGCCCACGCUGAAGAUUUACAUUACAUGUGGGACGAUGGUUCCAAUAGCGAUCUCAGUCAGUUUCCCGAAGAAGAUGGCGUAAUGUUGCAACGUUACAUUAAAAUGUGGACAAAUUUCGUUAAAUAUUUCGUCCCAACCCCGGAACCCGUUGGUAAUAUCACUUGGUUGCCUUCAGAACCAUCGACACUUAGGUAUCUCAAUAUAAAUACGACUUUCGAGAUGAUGGAAAACCCCAGGCAGUACCAGCAAGUUAAAGGGAUAUUGGAAACAUACAUGGAACCACCCUAUACUGUUUUUAAUUGAAAAAACAUCGAAAAUAAAUGAUAUAAAGUGAUUUAAA
This is a messenger RNA of Diorhabda sublineata, 1752 nucleotides long. RefSeq names its product juvenile hormone esterase-like. Gene Ontology annotation, molecular function: hydrolase activity. Bases 93 to 1715 code for a protein of 540 amino acids. NCBI's taxonomy places the organism in Eukaryota, Metazoa, Arthropoda, Insecta, Coleoptera, Chrysomelidae. The record is from RefSeq and is a predicted model, not a curated record. The transcript has 10 exons.